Dibothriocephalus latus is the source of this 1101-nucleotide messenger RNA. Lineage: Eukaryota; Metazoa; Platyhelminthes; Cestoda; Diphyllobothriidea; Diphyllobothriidae. The record is from the annotation of a GenBank genome assembly.
AUGCUGACGUGGAGGAGGUUUAAAAUCACUGCAAUCCUCAUCGUUACUGCCCUCGUGAUCCUUUCAUAUAUAUUCUUGGGUAUCCCAACAAGCUCGUCAAAAGCACUCCGCACAUUAAGUCUUUUCCAAUUGAGACGCCGAUCACUGGCAGUGGAGACGUUUGUGGUGGACAGUGGUCACACAGAAAAGAAACGUCGAAGACUUCCAAAUUUGGAAAAACUCACUUGGCCAGAACGGGAAUGCUUACUAUUUCCGGUGGGUGCUCCGGUUACCCGUCAAUUGCCCUUCAAAGCCCAAUGCAGUCGUGGACAAAUGCGCACAUUGUGGAAGCUAUUUAACCUAUUUGCCAAUGUCAUGGAGGAACUCAGUUUCAGUGACAGGUGGAUGCUCUACGGUGGCAGUUUGCUUGGAUCUUUUCGGCACCAUGAUAUUAUCCCCUGGGACGAUGACCUUGAUGUUCUUGUCGACAAGGAAGUCAGACCGGCAUUGUGGAAGAAGAUGCGCACCCUCAUGCCAAAUUACACCAUCCAGGAAAGUGGUCAAAGAGACAAGAUUUGCGCAAAGUUAAUUAUGCCCGCAAAUACUCUUCUGGAUGUUGAAGGCAGUCGCAAACUUAGCACCUAUGAUUGGUCGUGGCCUUCUGUUGAUAUUGGCUACUACAUCUCUAACGUCACGCACAUCACUGAAGUUGCACGGUCCUAUGGACGAUCCUACAGCUACCCAAAGUCGGAUGUUUUCCCGCUGCUCUUGAGACCGUUUUACAAAACCUGGGUUCCAACGCCAAGAAACACCUUUGCUUUUACACUGCAAACUUACCCUGGAAGCCUAAAAUGCACUUCUUUAACCUGGUCUCAUGCCUAUGAGACUGGCUUAGCGGGCCGGACAUUACCGUGUGUCGACCUGUCGAAGAGGUAUGCUUUUGUCGAACGCAAUCCUCUCUUCAAUCUUGUCCAAGUAGAUGAUGAAGGGUUGGAACAAUUAGAUUGGGUCCGCGAAAAACUGGUACGCGGUGGCAAGGUUAUACACGAAAUCAGCUUGGUUUCACCACGAGGAGAAGCGUACAUAGACACCUACAUGCUACAUAAGAAGUUGAAUCCAUGA